Oreochromis aureus is the source of this 7021-nucleotide messenger RNA. RefSeq names its product nuclear factor I/A (gene nfia). The transcript is spliced from 11 exons. Gene Ontology annotation, cellular component: nucleus. Bases 497 to 2056 code for a protein of 519 amino acids. NCBI's taxonomy places the organism in Eukaryota, Metazoa, Chordata, Actinopteri, Cichliformes, Cichlidae. Gene Ontology annotation, biological process: regulation of transcription by RNA polymerase II. Gene Ontology annotation, molecular function: RNA polymerase II cis-regulatory region sequence-specific DNA binding; DNA-binding transcription factor activity, RNA polymerase II-specific. The record is from RefSeq and is a predicted model, not a curated record.
AGUUUUCAGCCCGUCCCGGUGAUACCGAUCAGUGAGUCCGCGGUCGGGUUCACGCGAGGAGCAUCCAGCAGCUCAGCCACGCGCGCACGCACGCACGCACGCAGCGGAGGCUCGAGGAGCGGGUGUGAGCGCGCGGACGCCGCAGUCCGGAGGUCCCGGAGCUCAGGCCGGAGCGGGCGCGCUCUCUCCGCGUGCCCGCCGCACCGAGCAGCCUCAGCGCCGCACGCCGGCCACAGCGCACCGCAGGGCGGACGGACAUGCUGCCGGGGGCCGCCUCGCGCCGCGGCCGCGCGGAGCUGUGAGCGCGCUCUCGGCGCCGUUACCGGGGAUGGUGUCGGGCUGCGGAGCGGAGACGGCGGGGUCAAAGUUCGGCGGCUGCUCCUCGCGCACGCACGCACGCACACACGCGGGGCCGGAGUUCCAGUAAGAGCCCCGCGCACGCGCAGCCGCUCUCAUAAACGCAGCGCAGCUCGCGGGCGGCGGACGGAGGACGGACAUGUACUCUCCGCUGUGCCUCACGCAGGAUGAAUUCCAUCCUUUUAUUGAAGCCCUGCUGCCCCACGUCCGGGCCUUCGCAUACACAUGGUUCAACCUUCAGGCCCGUAAGAGGAAGUACUUCAAGAAGCACGAGAAGCGCAUGUCCAAGGAGGAGGAGCGCGCCGUGAAGGACGAGCUGCUCAGUGAGAAGCCCGAAGUCAAACAGAAGUGGGCGUCUCGCCUCCUGGCCAAGUUGCGCAAGGACAUCCGGCCCGAGUUCAGGGAGGACUUUGUGCUGACGGUGACGGGGAAGAAGGCGCCGUGCUGCGUGCUGUCCAACCCCGACCAGAAGGGCAAGAUGAGGAGGAUCGACUGCCUGCGCCAGGCGGACAAAGUGUGGCGGCUGGACCUGGUCAUGGUGAUUUUAUUCAAAGGGAUUCCCCUCGAAAGUACUGACGGGGAGAGGCUGGUAAAGUCUCCUCAGUGUUCGAACCCCAGCCUGUGCGUGCAGCCGCAUCACAUUGGAGUUUCAGUCAAGGAGCUGGAUCUCUACCUGGCCUACUUCGUGCAUGCAGAAUCUGGCCAAUCAGAAAGCCCGAAUCAGGCCAGCGAAUCAGACAUCAAGGAGCAGCCGGAGAACGGUCACCUGGGCUUCCAGGACAGCUUCGUGACACCUGGAGUUUUCACGGUGGCCGAGCUCGUCCGAGUGUCUCAGACGCCCAUCGCAGCCGGCACCGGGCCAAACUUCUCGCUGGCCGACCUCGACAGCUCCUCCUACUACAGCAUGAGCCCAGGAGCCAUGAGGAGACCACUGCCCAGCACCUCCUCCUCCAGCUCUGCCAAGAGGAUAAAGUGCAUGGAGGAGGACGUGGACAGCCCGGGGGAGGAGUCCUACUACCCGAGCCAGGGUCGGUCUCCAGGCAGCGGCAGCCAGGCCAGCAGCUGGCACGACGUGGAGCCAGGGAUGCCGUCACCCGCCAGCGCUCUAAAGAGGUCAGAGAAGUCCGGUUUCUGCGGCACUGCGCCUUCGCCGAGCGGCGCUUCCUCCACCUCCUCCUCCUCUUCUUCUUCCUCUUCCCCCCGAACGGCUUUCACACACCAUCACCGGCCCGUCAUUACCGGGCCUCGAGCGAGCCCCCACGCUCCCCCCUCCAGCCUCCACUUCUCCUCCUCCCCCAUCCUGCAGCAGCCUGGCUCCUACUUCUCCCACCCGGCCAUCAGGUAUCACCCGCAGGAGACGCUCAAGGAGUUCGUCCAGCUGGUCUGUCCUGACUCCGCCCAGCAGGCCGGACAGGUGGGCUUCCUCAACCCUAAUGGUAGCUCCCAGGGAAAGGUCCACAACCCUUUCCUGCCGACGCCCAUGCUGCCUCCCCCACCGCCUCCUCCGAUGGCCCGUCCCGUCCCACUGCCUGUUGACGCCAAGCCGCCCUCCACCUCCUCCACUGAGGGGGGAGGAAACUCACCCACCUCACCCACCUACUCCACCCCCACCACGUCUCCAGCUCAGCGGUUUGUCAGCGUCGGACCUCGAGACCCCGGCUUUAACAUCCCUCAGCAACCACAGUGGUACCUGGGAUAAGGACUCCAGAGGCCCCUCCGCCCACCUGUACGACAAAUCGCUGCAGUCUCUUCUCCGACCUUUCACCUUUGAUGCCAGCUGUGACAGAAAGCCCAGUCUAACCUAUCCCUACUCCUUUCCUGUUCAUGGCUGACUCCGCCCCCACCAGCACCACACACAGGCUCAGCAGCAUCAGCAUGGCUACAGCGGAUCAAACGCACCGUGACCCCCUGCAAACUGUAUAUCACAGACAUCCCUGCAAACGUAUGGUUCACACCUCAGUGUCCAUAUACAGUGCCAGACCCACCCCCCACCCCAAAUCCAACCAGGUUGAUAAAUACGUGGGGGACCUGAGCCUACAAUUUUUGGGAAAGACUGAGUCACAGUGCUUCUGACGACACAUAUGCUCUCCCAUCAUCCUUUGCAGCGGGUGCAUCCGUGGACUUACAGUCGUACGAAACCCUCCCCACACUCAUCACCCGCCCCCCCCAUCUGGAGUCCGAUGGUUUGGGGGUUCGUGAAGUUGGGAUGUGGCACAGUUGGUAGGAGGGGCCACCACCAUCGCCACCACCUGAGCCUUCAUGGACUUCCUGGGAUUGACUUCACACCCCUCGGUUGCUGGCAGGUCAGGGAGGGGGAAGUCGGAAGGCUCUACGAAAAGACAUGGACCUGGGUAGAUGUGGAGGUGUGACAGGCGCAAACAGACGCCCCCACCUGUUUCACAGAAAUAACAAGAACUUCAUGUGGGGGGGGCUGUGACAGACGACCGGGUGGAGGGUGGGUAUAAUCGUGGGGUUUUGGGGUUUAGGGUUUUCUUUAUGUGAAGUGUUGCGACCAGAUGCUGGUGGAUCCGAGUUUGUUUCUCUUGGAUGCUUUUUGGCUUCACGGCUCAUUGAUUUUUCUCUUUUCGCCACCAUUUCAGCCUCCUCGUCCUCCUCCGCCAUCCACCCAUGGGGGUGAAGCUACAGCAUGCUAAGAGUGGGCCGAAAACUCUGGUGUCCGAAUCGAGGCAGGCAGAUAGGAGAGAGAAGAGCAACUCAAACUUUACCAGUGAAAUAUUGAUCAUGAGGAAAGUGCAAUUUUGUUGGCUAGCUGUUGGAUAGUUAAAUAUCUUUGUAAGAUAGCUCGUUGAAAACAGUUGAUGAAAAGUAUAUAUAAAUAUAUAUUUUUCUUCCUAGUCCGCUCACACCUCUGGGACUCUAAAAUAGCGGGGUAAAAAAGACAACCACACAGCGCUGAAGUCGAAACCACAGCCGGGUGAGAAAUAAGGCGAGCUGUAUUCACUUUUAUCGUUUCUUCUUUGUCGUUUGUUCAUCGUGUGAAGCUGUUAGAUGGUAGAAUGAGAAUCCCUUUAACAAAUAUCAUUUUAAACAAUCAGUCUUUUAAAGCAGCUGAAGUCUGCUCUUCAUUUUGUUUGAGGAGGAAAAAAAACGCCAAGCGGUUAACUUAUUUUAAUGAGCACAUCGUUUUACUUUUGAUCCGAAUUUAAUGAAAUCAGGAGAAAAAGUACCAUGUGAGUUUAAGCUGAAAAUAAUCACGUGGUUUAAUCUUUUAAAGGGUGCCGCCCAGUAAGGGCCUGCCCUGCGAUUGGCUGGAUCUCCUAGAGGUCAUGCCCAGCCAAAAGCACUUAUUCCUGCAGUUGGCCAAUAGGCUGUGCGUUUGUAAUCAGGGGUUGUGGUUUAGCUAUGAAGAGGUAGAGCAGAGGGUAACUCUCUGGAAGCUUUCGUCCACAAACAGACGGCCGACAGCGCUUCACGUGCAACUCAGCAUUUUAUCGAUCUUCAGUUUUGUUUUUCCUUUCCUAUACUAUAUAUAUAAAUAUAUACACACACACACACACACACACACACACACACUUACGACCAUCCAGCGUUGAACAAAAGUGAAUUUAAGUGAAAAAGUUAUUUAAAAAAGAACAAAAAAAUCUGCAUGUUCUAGUGUUAGUGACAGAUUUUUCCAUAGAUGAUGUAGUUAGUGAGAAAAGACACUAUAUUGUAAACCCAACAUCUGGCACUUGCCAGCAGCCGUCUAUUAGUUUCCUCUCGCUGUCCUUCACAAACAACCAGCUCUCUUCGCUUCUCGUCAUCUCUCCAUCCUUUUUAUUUCUCCUUCCUUCCUUUUCCUGCAACAACAGAUCAGUUCUGCUUCGGUUCCGAGACGUUCUUUCUUCCGUUUGAUCUCAGAUUGCACGGAAACACGUGUUCCUCAUCGAUGUGCCUUGAGCUUCAAUUCAGUCCUGAGACGUUCCACGAGAUCUGGCGUGGAGAGUCGUGAUUGGUUGUUUCUUUCCUUUAGUUUUCCUACUUUUCCUCCAUACCCGAGAUGUCGUAGAAGGCAUUGAAGCUGAGGAGGAACCCUUUGUAUUACGAGCUCUCGGGCCUGCGUGGCGUUCUGCCCCGCCCUCCGACACCUGCAGACCCGAGCAGAUGAAAUCUACACCAGCUACUAUCAGCUCCACGUGCUAACAGCUAAAAGCACGCUGAAGUUUGGUGGAAUGAGCACCCAGUCCAAGGUCAUGUGACGUGAUGAUGUCUGGUUUGAACAAAAGGAAGUGAGCAGCACGAUUUGAGCCGACAGUCCUGCAGCUAAAAGUAGGUUUCAGGAAGUGCAGAGGUCAAAGUUCAGGGUCUCUGCUUUAGCAGUUUGGUCUUAGUUUUACAGCUGAAAGUGUUCAGCCAACAGUUUCAUGAUGGCAGACUUUUCAGUAAGGUGAGCUGACCACAUCAGCUGAUGAGCUGGCAGCAAAAUAUCAUCCAGGUCUUGGUGGUCUUACGCACUUCACCUGAUGGCACCUGGACUUGUCCUUAAGGUUCCUCACCUCACUGAGAGGCUUCCUCCAUCCUAAAAGUUAAUGUGGAGUCCUGGUAUUUCUCUCAGGACCUCCUCCAAGGUGACAACCUGAGACUCCCUGUUUCUAGAAUGGAGGAAGCGUCUCCUUUAGAAAUAGGGUGAGGAGUAUACUCCUCCUGCUCCUCCACAUCAAAAGGAGGCAGCCAGGGUGAUUCGGGCAUGUCUCACCGCAGAGAUUACAUAUCUCGGCUGUCCUGGGAGCCACCACCUCCGCUGUCCUUGGAGGUGGCAGAGGAAGUCAGGACCCGGCCCCAGAUAACCUGCAGAAAAAGUCGAGCAGCUUUAAUGAUAAAUGUUAACAGAGCAGAAGAUUUGUUCGCCAUGAGCAACACAAAAUGUGAAAGAACUAACACACCCUGGGUCACCACACCUGAAUCAAAUGAUAAGUUCAUUACCAGGCCUCAGGUGGUAAUUUAGCCAUUUAAAUCAGCUGUGUUGGAUCAAGGAGACAUCUAAAACCUGCAGGACACCGGCCCUAUUUUAAAGUCUGGUUAGGACACUUUUGGUCCGAUGCGUUCCAGACCAGCUUUGUUACAGGUGUUUAGAUGGUCACAUGAUUCUCUGAGAGUCUGCUACGCCAGGUGUGAGCAGGCUGUCACUGCAGGUGUGCUCAUUGCACUGACCUUCAAGCUCGUGUUGAAGGGCCAGAGCUCUCUCCUGCGAUGACUUGCGUCUGUUGCUGCGAUCUCUGAACAGCAAAAAAACGUUUCUCUCACGUCUUCCUGUUUCCAUUUUCAGUCCGUCGGUUCUUCUACUUUUGUUCCCACAUUUGAAUAACAAGGACAUAAAAUAUGCAAUACCUGCUUGCACUCAGACUUACGUAGUCUUCUGUUUCGUCUGUUUUGUGUUUGUUUUUUUCUUUCAACCAAAGUUAGCGUGCAUGUGACUUCUGUCGUGCUCCAUGGUCAGUCCCUGAAAAUGGUGAAGCCCCGCGGCGCCGCUCAGGGUGAUUUCCUCCGUUUCUUCCUUCCUUCCUUCCAGACAACCACAGUCUGACAUCCGGGUCUCUCUUUCCCAAAUCCUUUAUAUUUGAUUCCUUUAGUUGCCUCCAACAAGUCCAACUUCUCGUCCAUCGUUCGGAAACGUUUCCGACGCCGCUGCCCGCCUGCUGUGACGGCGCCCACGGCUGUGACGGUCGAGUGGUUUCUCUUGCGAGUGCCGUGUUUCUUCCUCGUGUUUGUUCUGUCUCUGUUCUUGCCUACCCUUUAGCCAUGAGUUGGGCAUUAAUUAUCUGCACUAAAUAUGAAAUAAAUAGUGAAAAGUAUGAAAUUUAAAAAAAAAAAAAAACAGCUUCCAGGGCUUAAAGCGAGUGAAGGGAAUAAAAAAUUGCACGGACAUUUUUUUGAAAGUGUCAGAAAAACUAAAAAAGCAGCCUAGCAUCUAAUCAGCGACGUACGGCUGCAUGUAAGAUAACAACAAUUGCACCGUUUUUAAAGACAGAAGAUGAUAUAAAGCAAUAGUUUGGGCAGCGUGUUUUGUUCUCGUGUUGUGUCAUUUAGUUCAGCGGCGAAGAGACGGGCGGUGGGCAGAGCAGCAGCUGACUGCAAGACUUGUUUGUAUGUUGUAUAGUUUUAUUAAUUACACUGAUUUUAAAGCUGCCCUAUUUUCUAAUGCAGGACUUUUGUAACAUUGAUUAAAUGAGGAAAAAGUAGUGUUGUGAAUUUUCUGAUCGUUUGUAUCGAGGCCACAUUACUAGAACUGGGUUGGUUUGUUUUCUGGGAACUGGACUUGAGUUGAAAACUUUCCUGUUUCCUGAUUUGAUUUCUUAAUUUUUCUUUUAUUUGUUUUCCUUUUUCUGUGUAUUUAAGGACAUUUCCUCUGUUGAUGGUUUAGCAUAUUCCUGCACUUACACGUUUGGGCGCUGUGGUGAUCAGACCUUUGUAAAUGGAUGUUACAGUAUGCUGUAUGUUUUUGAAGGUUCUUUGUUGCAUCAGUGUCGAUGAAGCUAAAUCCAGUAAUUCUGAGGAAAAUUGGUAAGAAAAGCGAGUUUUUUAUGCAUUUUUAACGUUUUCGUUUUAGGCAGGAGACAAUGACAUAGCCAGCCAAAGGAUGCCCCUACUAUAAAUGCAUCUCGGCAUCUUUUUUUGUGUUCACCAUUCCAUGCGGGAAAAUAAACAGCUUGAUUAUGCAACAUGA